AUGUCUUCCGCCCUCGCUCGUCCGUUGAUGCGGACCACCGCCCGCACUCUCCCUUCCCGCGCUGCCGUCCGCUUCGAGUCAACCGCCUCCAAGAAGGCCACCGAUGCCACCAAGGAUGCUGCCGCGAAGGCCAGCGAGUACUCCGCCAAGGCUGCUCAGGGCCUGAGCCGCGCCGCCAGCGCUGCUGGUCCCGCCAUCUCUGGUGCCGUUAAUGCCCUCGGCAAGGUCGGCGGCCGUACCGGCAAGGUUAUCGGCUUCAUCGAGAAGCAGGUCCCCUGGGUCGUCUACUACUCCCGCGUCGGUCUCGAGCUCUCCAAGAUUGUCUUCCACGGCCAGAAGAUGGCUCCUCCCCCCGUCUCCACCUUCCAGACCUACUUCCAGACUGCCGUGAACUCCCUCAAGAACCCCAGCGGCCUCCUCAGCUCCGCCUCCGCGACCGCCAGCUCCGCCGCCUCGGCCGCUGCCGCUGCUAAGCCCGCCAACCUGGCCUCGCGCAUCAACACCGCUACCGUCGCCACCGGUGCCGUCGUCGCCGCCGAGUGCCUCGGUUUCUUCACCGUCGGCGAGAUGAUUGGCCGCUUCAAGAUCGUCGGCUACCACGGCGAGACCCACGCUGCCCACCACUAG
Molecule: messenger RNA, 627 nt
Organism: Colletotrichum siamense
Lineage: Eukaryota; Fungi; Ascomycota; Sordariomycetes; Glomerellales; Glomerellaceae
Product: ATP synthase subunit g
Exons: 3
Coding region: 1-627 (208 amino acids)
Biological process (GO): proton motive force-driven ATP synthesis
Molecular function (GO): proton transmembrane transporter activity
Source: RefSeq, a predicted model, not a curated record